UAUAUAAAGUCAGGUACUCUGAAUCAAAGCAUCAGCAUCCUUCACAGCCUGUUGACUGCAAGCCUCCUGCCUUGAAGAGAAAGAAAAAGGAAGAACAAGAGAAACAACUGACUACCACCAUGAUCUCCACAUUACAGAAAACCAUCAGACCAGUGUGGGCUGUCAGAGGGCUUCAUAAAUCUGCAGCGGAAGUCCUGAAGCUCCCGGCCCCUGAGGACACAGUCACGGCCAGCUAUGGGAAGUUCAUCAGUGAAGUAAAGCCUCAGCACUUGUCCUCCCUGGUGCUCCAGCGCAGCAAGAGAAUGGUGCUCGACAGCAUCGGAGUCGGUCUGAUCGGCAGCACGACAGACGUGUUUGAACUGGCCCUGCAGCACUGCCAGCUCAUGUAUGCUGCUGACGACAUCAGCUCUGUGUAUGGACGCAGGGGCACAAGGCUCUCCCCAACACUGGCGGCCUUCGUCAAUGGAGUGGCGACUCACUCCAUGGACUUUGAUGAUACAUGGCACCCUGCCACUCAUCCCUCUGGAGCAGUCCUUCCUGCUGUGCUAGCACUCAGUGACAUGAUGCCUGCUAAUGGCAAACCUAGUGGCCUGGACUUCCUGCUGGCUUUCAAUGUGGGCAUUGAAAUCCAGGGCAGACUGAUGAGGUUCUCUAAUGAGGCCCGCAACAUCCCCAAGAGGUUUCACCCUCCCAGUGUGGUGGGGACCAUGGGGAGUGCAGCUGCCUGCUCUCGCCUCUUGUCUUUGAAUCCCUCCCAGUGCAGUCAUGCCUUGGCAAUAGCUGCUUCUCUGUCUGGAGCCCCGAUGGCUAACGCGGCCACUCAGUCUAAACCCCUACACAUUGGUAAUGCCUCGCGUCUGGGACUGGAGGCUGCUUUGCUGGCCUCCCGAGGCCUGGAGGCGAGUCCUCUGGUCCUGGAUGCCGUAGCUGGCGUGGCUGGCUUCAGUGCUUUUUAUGAAGACUAUGUGCCAGAGCCUUUACAAUCACCCCACGAUGAUGGCCAUAUGUUCCUGCUAGAGGAGCAGGACAUGGGCUUCAAGCGCUUCCCCGCCCAUCUGGGGAUGCACUGGGUGGCAGAUGCUGCAGCCUCGGUCCAUAAGAUUCUUGUGGGGUUCGGCCCUGGCACUGUCUCCCCAGCUCAAGUCCAAGACAUCCUGCUCAGAGUCCCCAAAUCAAAGUACAUCAACAGGCCUUUCCCUGACUCUGAGCACGAGGCACGCCACUCUUUCCAGUUCAAUGCUUGCACCGCUCUCCUGGACGGCGAGGUGACUGUGCAGUCAUUCACGCCGGCUGCCAUGAUGCGCCCUGACCUCCACGCUCUGCUGAGCUGUGUUCGGGUGGAACAUCCCCAGGACAACCCAGCUAAUUUCGACCGCAUGUAUGGGGAAGUCCAGGUGACACUUGUCGAUGGAGACAUGUUGAGGGGACGCUGCGACACCUUCUACGGUCACUGGCGCAACCCGCUGACCAAUGAGAGCCUGAGGAAGAAGUUCAGACACAACGCCGGAGCGGUGCUUGCCUCAGAGAAGGUUGAGUGUCUGAUUGAUGUGGUGGAGGAGCUGGACAGACUCGGGGACUGCAGGGCCCUUCUGUCACAGCUGCAGUGAACACAAACACAACCUAUUGUACAUAAAUACAUUAUCAGAGGUUUUACUUAAAUAAUUACAGUAAAAUGUUUUGAAAAUUAUACAUUUGUGUACAAAUCAGUUCAGGAAAAUUUCACAAGAAAGCAGUUUACCAAUUGCACUUGAUGUUACACUCAUAUCCCCCUCUUUUGCCAGUGCUGACGGAGCUGUGGCAGCAGAUAUUUAUCUGAUGUAAAUUGUGCUAAAUUAUUUAUACGAUAUGAUAUUUUAUUUUACCAAGAAAAUUACCAAGAAAUGAAUGAGUUGUAAAAUGUCAUCUUGUUAUAUUGCUAUGGGAAGAUGAAGGAAGAUUUACAUAUUUGAAUACUUUCAAAUUUCCUCUUUGACAUUUUAACCUUUCAUCGGACAAAUGUAGAAUUUUUGUUUGUGUGUUUUUGUUUUAAUAAAACUUGUACGAAAGAAAAUCUGAGAAAAUAAGAAGUUGUCCUUGGAAACUCUGGAAUGUUCUAAAACCUCCUGCCCAGAACAUUUUACAGGUAUACAGGCUGAUUAGUAACAGGUGUUACUAACAUGACUGGGUAUGAAAGGGGCAUCAUCAAAAGUCUCAGUUGUU
This is a messenger RNA of Acanthopagrus latus (yellowfin seabream), 2199 nucleotides long. It is a transcript of the gene irg1l, whose product is annotated as immunoresponsive gene 1, like. Lineage: Eukaryota; Metazoa; Chordata; Actinopteri; Spariformes; Sparidae. The transcript is spliced from 6 exons. The coding region runs from base 120 to 1607 and encodes 495 amino acids. The record is from RefSeq and is a predicted model, not a curated record. Gene Ontology annotation, molecular function: lyase activity.